This is a messenger RNA of Toxotes jaculatrix (banded archerfish), 1883 nucleotides long. RefSeq names its product RAB3D, member RAS oncogene family, a (gene rab3da). The record is from RefSeq and is a predicted model, not a curated record. Lineage: Eukaryota; Metazoa; Chordata; Actinopteri; Toxotidae. The coding region runs from base 220 to 885 and encodes 221 amino acids. Gene Ontology annotation, biological process: protein secretion; protein localization to plasma membrane; regulation of exocytosis. Gene Ontology annotation, molecular function: GTPase activity; GTP binding. Gene Ontology annotation, cellular component: endosome; plasma membrane; synaptic vesicle. The transcript is spliced from 6 exons.
UCCCAGUGACAGGCACAUGAACGGUCUGGAGAUCCGGGAGCGGAGCGCCUGAAGAGGAGCGCCCGACAGCAGCGCACACCCAUCCCAUCGGCUCUUAAGUAGAGGCGGUAGACCGCGGGAAGGACGUUCAGAGGAGCAAGACAUCGACCAAGUGGCCUGGUAUUGGGAAGUGCACGCUCCAUUUCCACGAAGUUUAACUUCUCCUGUGCUUUAAACCAGAUGGCUCUAGCCAGAGAUCCAGGUACAGGCCCGGAGCUGAAAGAUGCAGCUGACCAAAACUUUGACUACAUGUUCAAGCUGCUGAUCAUCGGCAACAGCAGCGUGGGAAAGACCUCCUUCCUGUUCCGCUAUGCAGAUGACUCCUUCACUUCAGCCUUUGUCAGCACUGUGGGCAUUGAUUUCAAAGUCAAAACCAUCUACAGGAACGACAAGAGGGUCAAACUACAGAUCUGGGACACAGCGGGGCAGGAACGCUACCGGACCAUCACCACAGCUUACUACAGAGGAGCCAUGGGAUUCCUGCUCAUGUAUGAUAUCACAAGCCAGGAGUCGUUCUACGCUGUUCAGGACUGGGCAACCCAGAUCAAGACGUACUCGUGGGACAACGCUCAGGUAGUGCUGGUAGGCAAUAAGCUGGACUUGGAAGAAGACAGGCAGGUUCCCACUGCGGAUGCCCAGAGACUGGCUACAGAGCUCGGCUUCCAGUUCUUCGAGGCCAGUGCCAAAGACAACAUCAACGUGAAGCAGGUGUUUGACAAGCUGGUGGACGUCAUCUGCGAGAAGAUGAACGAGAGCGUCAACGGUGAUGCCGGUCCGUCAGCCAAUCACAAGGGAGAUGGCCUGAAGGACACGCCCCGUAGCAGCCAGCGUGGCUGCGCAUGCUGAUAGACGAAAGUGGAAAUUCAUUGAGUGCGGGUUUCAUAGUCACACACACGCACAUGCACACACAUACACAGAUUAAUUGAAUUGCCAAAAAUCUGUCAUUGUGAAUGUACUUUACCACGUUACUGCAAUACUAUCAUGGAUGCCUGCCUCCCUCCUUAUUUUUUUUUUUUUCUUGGUAUCUUUUCUCGAUUUGGUGGUGUCUCCAGCUCUUCCUCACAAUUUGAAUGUGACUGUUACACUGAGAUGCCAAAGAGCUGCAGUCGAGCAGCUGUGCCUUCUGCCUGAUGCCUUUGCUUUAUUAUUUCUUGUUUAAUGGGUGAGCAGCACCUGUUGCAGGUGAGGAUGUGAACAAUAGGCAAGAACCAAAAUCAGCAUGGCAUGGCGGGGGCAGGGAAUCACUGUGAUUCAGUUAUGUCAUGCUACCCCCUUGUGGGUGUCUCAUGAAAAUGCAUCACUGUGACUCCCUGCCCUUCGCUCUAUGUCCUGUGAAUUAGCCCCAUGUAUAAUCCUGCUGAGGAAGAAGACCCCCUGUUUAAUACAAAGUCAAAUACACUUGAAUGUUGCUGUGGUAUUCCAGGUGUAUCUAGACUUGUUAUUACUAUUUUAGAGGGAUAUUCUCAUUUUCUUAUAAGUUAUUUUUUUCUGUCUUUUUUUUUUUUUGUACAUUUAAUGGUUAAUGCUAGUCCAAUAUUUUAUUUACCAGGUUUUUUGUGUCCCUCUAAAAGUUUAGAUUAAAAGAUGUGGAUCAAUACAAAAUGUUUGUUGGUUUUCCUUUAGGUGAAGUAAUUUCACGUUGUUUUUCUGGAUUAAACAACACUUUAGAGUAUCAGGAAAAGUCUGAUAGUUUCCACUUGGUGUUGACAUCAGUAAUUGAUCACUAUAAAAAUGGAUUCAGUCGUGUCAUAAAUUUCAUCACCAGUGUGAUUUUCCACUUAUUAGAAAAUAAAACAUUCAUCAGGUUUGUGUUGAUGCUCAACAUUAAAUUAUUUAAUUCCUUG